Molecule: messenger RNA, 612 nt
Organism: Ilyonectria robusta
Lineage: Eukaryota; Fungi; Ascomycota; Sordariomycetes; Hypocreales; Nectriaceae
Exons: 3
Coding region: 1-612 (203 amino acids)
Source: RefSeq, a predicted model, not a curated record
AUGUCAACACCACCAACAACGACGACAGCAACAACAACGGCAACAACAGCAACAGCAACAGCAACAGCAGUAGUAAUGCCCGCCCAACGUGUUGUCUUGUGGAAGCACUCAGGCAAUUCCACCCCAGUGGCGUCCGGAUGCCGGAGGGUGAGCUGUCUGCCCACCCCCUGCGAGAGACUGGGCCAUAAUCCCAGACGGCCUGCCGGCCCUCUUCCGCGCCCGGCUGCGCCCGGCAUCUGUGCCGGUCCCUCUCCUGGGCCCGACGGGCGGCGGCCCGCCAAAUCAGGCUCCGUGCCCUCCGCCACAGUCGCAGGGUUGCGGCGGCCGACGAGGACGAGGAAGACGAGGAAGACGAGGAAGACGACAACGGCCACGGCCCCGGGCCCGGACCCGUCCAACCCGAAUAUCGGGACAUCGUUGACGAGAUGCGGCGGGCCGGCGACGCUCUUGCCAACGCUCCGACCCCCCUCUGGCUCGCUCUGCAGGCGGCUUUCCGCUAGAUUGGGCUCCGUGUCCUCCGCCGCGUCCGCCGAGGACGACGGCGACGACAACGACGAAGACGACGGCCCCGUCCCCCAAUUACCAUCUUUUGUAAGUCCUGCUAUGUUUUAG